GUCAGCAGCGGUUCUCCACCAUUUCGCUGCGUCUAAAGUCUCCUCCCCGCAAAUGCUAGAUUCGGCGAGCCGAACCCGCUCUCUUUCGGUCCGUAUUUUAACUUCUUCCCACGGACCUAGUCGUACCUCGUUGGGUACCGAGAGACAGUUUGGAAUACUAUCAUCACGGAUUGAGUAAGAUUUUAUCCGGAUGACGACUCCUUCAAUACGAAUUUAGUAAAAGAAAACAGCUCGGAAAUUUCAGAAUAUGUGGACCGGACCUUAAUCAGCAUCCUGGAAGAGGAAAGCACUGAAGAUCUGUGUCCCACACCACAGACAGGUGCAGUGUGUAGCCAGAGCUGCACAGAGGGAGGAAGCUCUGGGGAGGAGGUGGUGCAACAGUGCACCCCUCCGGCUGUGCUGGGUGGCGACCCCCAGGCUGAGCAUUAUGUGGCUGGGUCAUCCCAGCAUGCCCUGCAUCCAGUCCCUGCUGCGCCCCUGCCACCACUGGAUAACACGGCCACGUCACAGCCAGAAAGACGCGUACACGUCAGUGAAAAGAACUCACCCACAGAGAGUCACCCCAACUGCAAAACUAAGGACAGCUGUGAAGAAGGGGCUAUGUCGGAUAGUGGUGCUGAGAUUGGCCAAGGAGGAUUGGGCCCAUCGCACCCCAAGGAUCCUAGUGUCUCUACAGAGUCUCACUCAGACAGAUUCUCUGACAAACAGACGGAAGGAACAGCGCAAGAUUUGCAUUACGGGUCACAACCUGAUAACCGCAGCCACACAGACAGACAGACGGGAGCUGCUGGACCAGGUCAGGACCAGGCUCUGCAGCAGGGAGGUGCAGGUGGAAUGGUGGUCGUCAGUGGGACAGAACAUCGACAGCCUCUCCCGGAGACAGAGAAAUUGGAAUAUAAACAAGAGACUGGAAUGGAGGAACUUAGCAGGGAACACCCAGCUAGAAACCUUUCCUCUGAAUCCUUCUCAACGGCCUCCCCUCUUCCCCUCAGCCCAAAUAAAGAUAAAGUCCCAGACCACAAAGAAGACAGAGGGAUGGAGCAGCCUCAAACAACUCUGCCUACUCAGGCGAUUCAGGCCAGCCACAGACCUCUGUCUGAGGUCAAAGAGCAAGCAGGCAUUCUUCAAAAGUCUGAGCAGCCCAUCGCUGACAACUGUGAGAGGAAACAAACCGACAUCUCCACAGAACCUAAAAUCACCAUGCAGAACUCGAAUGACGACAAAGAAGAGAUGCCGGGAGCUAAUGCUGUGGAGCAGGGACCACAAGAACCUGAAAUGCCUACAGAACCAUCUGAGAGUGGACAUGUCACACUUGGGAGUUCACACACACAAAUGCCACUCCCAGCCCCACCAACUGACGUAUCCGGGACCCCACAGCCAGGAGCUAAAUACUCUGGACUUGUACCCUACACGCCUCCUGGCAGUGGAAAUUCCACCCCAAGCUACUCAACUGACCGGCAGAGUGAGAGCGAUAACGAAAAAAGUCCACCUCAACCGAAGGAACAGAUUGAGGCUAACGGGGCAGAGGAGGAGACUGAAAUGGCCGAACCCUCAGCCAACCUUACAAUCCAGUCACAAAGCUCUUUUCUACACGAGACGUCAAGAACAGCAGCAACCCCUCAUGUCCACCACCUCCUCAGUUUAGAACUAGACUCAAUGCAGACAGAACAAUCUGUUGAAGUUCAGAUGUCUAAUCCUGAGCACGUAACAAGGAUGGAGACUCAACUGGUGUCUGCGCAUGUCCUCUCAACUGACACUCAAGGAGCUGUGAUGCUUGGAGGAGAGACCAGCCUGGAGUUGUCUGAGGAGGUGCAGGUUAAUCAGUGUAUCCUCCUGGAAGAACAUGAUGUUAUUGAAUUAAACUCUGAACUUUCUUCUGAAGAAACAAAGUCGUUUAUUGAAGGGACCCAUUCGGAUAUCGAAAUGUCCCAACUGGCUGCUGGAGAAUUUGAGAUUUAUAGCUUUGCAGAGGAGGAGAUUGCAACAGAAGUUGUUGGAGAGAGACUGUCUCUCUCCCCAUGCUAUGAAGUAAACUUAUUCAACCCACUCAUUGAACACUCUGAGAAUUGUACAGCCAGUGAGGGACAAGACACACACCUGCCAUCUCCCCCUCAAACGGGUAAUGACAAUGAUCAAGCCAUUAUCCAGCAAGGCCCCCUUUCAUCAGAUCACGGUCUCUCAGAAAUGGAGGUCUGUUCAAAUGACUUUAUUCCUAGUCUGUCCACACAAGAUGUAGAGAUGACUGAUGAAAGACAUAAUUUAGAACCCGAAAACACAACUACUGAAGUGGACGCUGCUGUGGUGGAAGAUUCAAGUGAGGUUGAUUUAGUCAUAACUGUCCCAGGAUCAGAUACAACAGUUGGACAGGCGGACACUUGUACACAAGCUACAGCACCUUGUAUGGAGACCAGCACAGCUGUCUCAGACCAUAGAGGGGUGAGCGUUUCCCCAACCACCCAUCUGAGUGACACCCAAAAGCUGCCAGGUGAAACUGAAGUAGGGUCAACGACCAGAAAGUCUUCUCUUGUCUCCCCAAUGGAAGAAUUAACAGAGGUUGUUGUACAGUCAACCAGUCAACACAGUAUUGAGGUCCUCUCCUCGCCAAUUACCGUACACUUGUCAGAGAGUAAAGGGCAGAAUUGUCCUCUUAAAGUGGUACCAGGAGUUACCUUACAAAGUACUACAGAACCAGAGUCCUGUGUUUCUUCUCAUGAAGGUCCUGAAAAUCCACAGCCCUGUCCAACUCUGACAGAAACCCCAGUGCAUACCCAACAGGAUGUUGAUGGUUCUGUUAAUGUGACAUCAACAACCGAGGUCAAACCGGAGGCUUCCCGGUCUGCGCUCUCCUCUGGCGUCAUCGACCCAAAGCUCCUCCUAUUAAAGCGUGGGGACACCCCUCUCCUCAAACAUCCACCCUCCUUAUUGUUGGGCUUGUGCGUGCAGCAAAGCAACAGCUUGACACUUCCUAGUGCUAGAAGCCCCAGCUCUGGCUCAGACACUGCGCCUGUGGUAGAGUGCCCUCCCAAAGCUGUGGCAGCCGCAGUCUCUGUGCAGGAGCCUGUGGCUCUCUGCAUUCAUAGAGGCCAGACAGAGCCCUCCGUCAAGAGAGAACCCACAGCAGCACUUCCCUCUACAAACACCCCAUCCCAGCCCCAUCUGCUCCCACCCUCUGGUCCCACGCCAUGCAAAUCUGACAGAGGGGCAUUAACUUCGAUCAAAACUUCCAUGGGGAAAGCAGUGACAGUUUCCCAAACCCUAAACCCUCCCACCAUUUGCAACACACCUUCCAAGCACCUCUCUGACCCCAAGUUGCCCUCAACAUCAGGCAAUGUGAUGAGGAGUAGUCUCUCCAGUUCCUCCUGUGAUGGGAGCCAGUCGGGACCGCUCCCCGUUAUCCGGCCACGGCUAGCUGGUGUGAAGGGCCCAGGGAUCAGCAGCGCCAAGGAGGAGAGCAGUGAUGGGGAGGCUGACCUGGCAGUGGAGGCCAAGCCUGGCCGCAGGAGCAUGGUCACCCACAGCCCGGCAGAGAGCAAGCAUGAGCAGAGACAGAGCAGGCCAGACAGAAAGGCCCUUUUCUCAAAGGUACGCCAGUGGAUAGCAGACAGGGUCACUCCAAGUUCGUCUCCCUUCUCGCCCUGUUCUUCACCCCCCUCUCCUAGCCCAUCUUCCUCCAGUGACUGGACUCCCAGCACUACUCCCCUCGCUCUCCGAGGUCCCCGGGGUAGGUUCCUCUCCCCGCCCUCUAUGGGCCUGGGAGGUUCCUCCCCAUCGGACCCGGUCACUCCCUAUCGACCCCGCAUGGAGCGUCACGCCGACAUGGCUGAACUGGCCAAACACGAAGCUGAGAUAGAGGGCAGGACCCUAGCGUUGAAGAGAGAAGGCUUCUGGUCUAUAAAGCGACUGACCCGUCUGACAGAGCCGCUCCGGCCCAAGGUGCACUGGGACUACCUGUGUGAGGAGAUGCAGUGGCUCUCUGCUGACUUUGCCCAGGAGAGAAGGUGGAAGAGAGGGGUCGCCAGGAAGGUGGUGCGGAUGGUGAUGCGACACCACGAGGAGCUAAGGCAGAAGGAGGAGAAGGCCAAGCGGGACGAGCACGCCAAAAUCAGACGAGUCGCCUCCAACGUAGCCAAGGAGGUCCGGGCCUUCUGGGGCAGUGUUGAGAAGGUGGUGCAGUACAAGCAGCAGUCCCGGUUAGAGGAGAAGAGGAAGAAGGCCCUGGACCUCCAGCUGGACUUCAUCGUGGGCCAGACAGAGAAAUACUCAGACCUCCUCAGUCAGGCCCUGGAAACUGCACCGGCUGGGAACAGUGAACCUGCACCCUCGCCACCCAAAAAAUCCCUUCCACCUGCUGUGGAUGAGGAUGACCGAGACUUUGAGCCUCCCUGUGGCGAGGAGGAAGAUGACGAGGAGACCAUCGACGUGGAGGAGGCACAGGACGGCAAUGAUGCCGAGACCCAGAGGAAGGAGAUGGAGCUGCUGAGACAGGAAGGGACCAUGUCCUUGGCAGAGUUGCUCAGCACCCUCAAACGGCCUCAUUCACAGGCCUCCGAAGAGGAGUGCUCAGACAAUUCGUCAACAACAGUGGGGGAAGACGAAGAGUUCACAGCCAACGAAGAGGAUGCUGAAGACGAGGAGGACACCAUCGCGGCCCAGGAGGUAGUGGAAGGGGAAGCUGAUCACGCAGGAGAGCUUGAUGACUUGGCUAAAGAAGGUGACAUGACUGUGGAGGAGCUGCUGGAGAAGUACAAAGGAGCGUAUGCCUCUGAUUUCGAGGAGCCCUCGGCGUCCGCCUCUCCUGCCAGCACAGAGGAGUCGGAAAAUUCCGGAGACGAGGAAGAGGAGAGCGAGGAAGAAGAAAGUGAUGUGGAGAGCAACACCACCUCCUCAGAUGACGAGGACAGUGAAGAGGACGAGGUCAGUGACAUUGAGGAAGAGGACAGUGAGGAAGAUGAGUGCGGUGAGGGGAUGGAGAUCCUGCUGAAGGAGGGGGACCACAGCCCCCCUCUGCCAAGCGGCCCGCGGCCCAAGAAGGAGAUCAGCCACAUUGCUGCUACUGCAGAGAGCCUCCAGCCCAAAGGCUAUACCCUGGCCACAACCAAGGUCAAAACUCCCAUUCCCUUCCUGCUGGUGGGCCAGCUGCGUGAGUACCAGCACAUCGGCCUGGACUGGCUGGUCACCAUGUACGAGAAGAAGCUCAACGGCAUCCUGGCUGACGAGAUGGGCCUUGGGAAGACCAUCCAGACCAUCGCCCUGCUGGCUCACCUCGCCUGUGAAAAGAGUAACUGGGGGCCCCAUCUGAUCAUCGUGCCAACCAGUGUGAUGCUGAAUUGGGAGAUGGAGCUGAAGCGCUGGUGUCCCGGAUUCAAAAUCCUCACUUACUACGGCAGUCAGAAGGAGAGGAAACUCAAGAGACAGGGUUGGACCAAGCCCAACGCUUUCCACGUGUGCAUCACCUCCUACAAGCUGGUGCUGCAGGACCACCAGGCCUUCCGACGCAAGUCCUGGCGCUACCUCAUCCUGGACGAGGCCCAGAACAUCAAGAACUUCAAGUCCCAGCGCUGGCAGAGCCUGCUCAACUUCAACAGUCAGAGGCGCCUGCUGCUGACAGGCACCCCGCUGCAGAACAGCCUGAUGGAGCUGUGGUCCCUGAUGCACUUCCUCAUGCCCCACGUCUUCCAGUCCCACCGAGAGUUCAAGGAGUGGUUCUCCAACCCCCUCACCGGUAUGAUCGAGGGUAGCCAGGAAUACAACGAGGGCCUGGUCAAGAGGUUACAUAAGGUGCUCAGACCAUUUCUGUUGAGGAGAAUCAAGGUGGAUGUGGAGAAGCAGAUGCCUAAGAAAUAUGAGCAUGUGGUGCGCUGCCGUUUGUCCAAGAGGCAGCGCUUCCUCUACGAUGACUUCAUGGCACAGGCCUCGACCCGGGAAACGCUGGCUAGUGGUCACUUCAUGUCUGUGAUCAACAUCUUGAUGCAGCUCCGUAAAGUGUGUAACCACCCCAACCUGUUUGACCCUCGGCCCAUUCACUCCCCCUUCAUCACCAAGCCUAUCGUCUUCCACACUGCCUCCCUGGUACAGCGAGCCCUGGACGUCUCCCCAUUCAAGCGCUGCGACCUGUCCAUGUUUGACCUGGUGGGUCUGGAGGCCAAUGUGUCCAGGUACCAGGCCGACGUGUUUCUGCCUUCCAGGAAGGUCACCCGUCAGCUGAUCCAGGAGGUCAUGGAGUCUCCCGACCCCCCUCCCCGUCCCAAACCCGUUCGCAUGAAGGUCAACAGGAUGUUCCAGCCCUUACCUAAGGCUGAUGGUCGCACGGUGCUGGUGGUGAACAAACCCCGACCCACCUGCCCUGUCACCCCUGCUGCUCAGGCCUCAAGGACCCCUCUCAUCCAGGAUGUGACGCCAACCCCUACACCGCCAGUCCAACAAACAGUGUGUUCAGUGGCACCCACAGCCCCUCCUCGCCCGCCCUUGCACCCCAGUGGCCCCUCUGUCAUGAGGUCCGGCUCCCCAAUGCCAGUCCUGGCCGUACGCCCACCCACCACCUCCUGCAACCCCGCCACCCAUCUCACCCCUCCUCCCAGCAACGUUUUGACCCAACGGGUUUUGCUCAGCCCAGACAUGCAGGCCCGGCUUCCCUCUGGGGAGGUAGUGAGUAUCGCCCAACUGGCCUCAUUGGCCGGGCGUCCUGUGUCAUCGUGCCAGGGCAGUAAACCUGUCACCUUCCAGCUGCAGGGCAACAAGCUCACCCUGUCUGGGACCCAGCUCCACCAGGUUCCCAUGGCACCUCCACGCCCAGUACAAGGUAACGUCAUGCAUCUGGUGACCAGCGGAGGGCAGCACCACCUCAUCAGCCAGCCAGCCCAAGUAGCAGUUUUCAGUUCAGCCAAUACCCACGCUGUCCCCACCUCUCCUGUACCCUCGGGAAUCCAGCUGCCUUGCAAUUCUUCUCAAGUGCCCUCCUCCGUGGUGACCAGCUCUGGGAUUGUGAAGAUCGUGGUACGCCAGUCAAGCAAGGAGGGAGGGGGUGUACCCACCCUGGCAGUGCCCCCUUCUCCUCGCGUAGCCCCCCAGGCGUCAACCUCCAUGCACCAUCAUGCCAAUACUGCUGUGAGAACUCCUGCCCCCCAGCAAACGGCCCAUCGCCACCCCGGGCCCACCACUGCUCAAUACACCCUGGCCCCCCCUAGAACCCCUACCUCAGUCACAAUUAGAACCUGUACCCCAGCCCCCCCUCGAACCCCUGCCCCCCCCCGUAAUCCUACCUCAGCCCUCAGUCAGUCCCAGCCCCCUCGCCCAGUGCUUAAGGUAGUAACGGGACCAGCAGAAACCAGCACAGAACAGAAAGCGCGUGUGAAUUCUACGUUGACGUGUGAGGAGAGCAGCGACACCAAAUCAGCCGUUCCUAAAUCAGGGUCCCAUGUGGGUGGAUUUGUCCCCCCUCGACCUCGGGCACAACCUCGCCCACCUCCUCGCUCCCCCUUCUACAUGUCAUGGCUGGCAGACAGCCGCAAGAAGCAGCGAGACAGCCGCCUGGCCCAGAUCAUCCGGAUCAACGACCUGCACUGCAGCGCCAAGCCCGUGUUUGGCCAUGAGGUGCUGGACUUCCUCACCUUCCUCCCGGGCUCCUGCCCUGCUCCGGCCCCCAGGGCCCUGGGUCAGUGGGGUCGCUCGGGCCACGCCGCCUGCCUGUUCGCCCAGUCCCACAGCACUACGGACUACUGGGACCAGAGCUGCGCCCUGAGGGAGGGCAUCCACACCACCGAGGACAGGCUGCAGCUGCUCAAAGAUGUGAUCGAACGGUUUACGUUUGUGAUCCCGCCGGUGGAGGCUCCAGCCAUCACCAUGCACAGCUGCCACCCCCCUCCGUCUCUGAGCCACCAGCAGGCCGUGUUCACCUCGCUGCUCUCCUCCCAGGUGGCCCCGCUCGCACGCAGUCUGCACCGCAUCCAGUGCAACAUGAGGACCCACUUCCCUGACCUGAGGCUGAUCCAGUACGACUGCGGUAAGCUGCAGACGCUCCACACCCUGCUGCGUCGGCUGAAGGAGGGCCAACAUCGCGUUCUCAUCUUCACCCAGAUGACCCGCAUGCUGGACGUGCUGGAGCAGUUCCUCAACUACCACGGACACAUCUACCUCCGCCUGGACGGCAGCACCCGCGUUGAGCAGAGACAAUCCCUGAUGGAUCGCUUCAACGCGGACCGCCGCAUCUUCUGCUUCAUCCUGUCCACGCGCAGCGGCGGCGUGGGGGUGAACCUGACGGGCGCCGACACGGUGGUGUUCUACGACAGUGACUGGAACCCUACCAUGGACGCCCAGGCCCAGGACCGCUGCCACCGCAUCGGACAGACCCGCGACGUCCACAUCUACAGGCUGAUCAGUGAGCGCACGGUGGAGGAGAACAUCCUGAAGAAGGCCAACCAGAAAAGAAUGCUGGGAGACAUGGCCAUAGAAGGAGGCAACUUCACCACCGCUUUCUUCAAACAGCAAACCAUCAGGGAGCUGUUUGACGUGAAUGAGGGGGAGAAGAAGGAGGUGACCCCAGAGCCGUCUUUGCCCCAGCCAGAGGAGGAAGAGACGGGCAACAAACAGAGCACCACCAUCCUGGAGCAGGCCCUUUGUCGUGCCGAGGAUGAGGAGGACAUCGUCGCUGCCUCCCAAGCCAAAGCAGAGCAGGUAGCUGAACUGGCAGAGUUCAACGAGGCCAUCCCAUUGGACGAGGCUGGCGAAGGGAGGGACCCGGAAGAGGAGGAGCUCUCCAAGGCCGAGCAGGAGAUAGCGGCUCUUGUGGAGCAGCUCACUCCUAUAGAGCGCUACGCUAUGAAUUUCCUGGAGGCUUCGCUGGAGGACGUGUGCAAGGAGGAGUUAAAGCAAGCAGAGGAGCAGGUGGAGGCUGCCAGGAAGGGGCUGGACCAGGCCAAGGAGGAGGGCCUGAAGCUGCAUGCAGGUUCCUCGGACGACGAGGACUUCGCAUCACAGCCAGCGGAGGAGCCCUCGCCGCCCGGGUCGGGCCGUCGCCCACGCAAACACAAAGAGAAAGGCGCUCCCUCCACCAGAAUCAGCGGUAGGCUCCGAGGAGCCACCGCCUCCCCACCGCCCACUUCCCCAGAGUCCGAUUCCCCCACCCCCAGAGAAGUGCCUGAAAGGCUCCGCUCAGCUCUGAGAGGACGAGGGGGGACCAAAGACACUACCACCACACCGUCCCGCACAGAGCACCCCAGGGCCCACACCUCCUCAUCAAAGGAAUCUGCCAAACCUGCAUCCACAACCCCGGCCUCUCCUUCUAGAGACUCCAGCCUCAAAUCCGGGUCGGCAGCGCCACCUCUCGGAUCCCAGUCCCAUUCCAGCUCAGUGCCUUCCACUGCCACCAGUCCUCUAGUUGGGAAAUCAAUGACACUACCAGGGGACUCACACACCUGGUCACCCAGCAGGGAGAGGGCAGUGUGUAUCACCUCAGAGUCCACGUGUCCGGUGGACCACCAGUCAUACUCUGCCCAGGCCAGGGACUAUGACAUUAGGGACCAGGAGUCCCUGUCUCCCAACUCUGUGUGCCCUCUCUCCCGGUCGCCACGCAAGCGCCAGUCGGCUGACGGGGAGGUCCUGCUAGGCCUUCCGGAACAUUCCCCGUCGGCCAAGGUCCUGCGGAAGCUCCCUGGUCGCCUGGUGACGGUGGUGGAGGACAAGGAGCCCAGGAAGAGGAGGAGGAGAGGCAGCGGGACAGGAGGAUGCUCAUCAGAGGAGACGGAGAACGCUGAGUCGGGCCGAGUCUCAGACGAGCUAAGCAGAGACUCCCAAACCCCUGACAAAACCAGCCAGAUACCCGAAGAGAAAGGGACUGCUUCAAAAUACUCAACGACCACCAAACUCACAGAGGACCAAGAAUCCCCCUCAACACACACCUAUCCUGCCAGAAGCUACCUCCCUUACUCCCCGCCCCACCAAUCCCCUGACAUGCCGGUGCUGAGGAACCUGCCGGUGCGGCAGCGGCUGGAGAGCGAGUCUCGCGUGGCGGCGCAGUUAGGAGAACUGGGCCGAGGGAGGGGAGGGAACUACCACAGGAAAAUGGACAAUCAGCCAGGAAAAGACGGCAACGUGUCCUCACCCGCUAAUAAUGCUAACUCGACCCCACCAGUGAAACGAAAGAGGGGCCGACCCCCCAAAACUCCCCUCAGGUUGGCGGUAUCCCAGCCAGAGCAUGUAUCUCCUCCCCAGCCCACCUCAGCAAGUGAGGGGAGCCCCGCUCUCUCCCCAAAACGCAAGCGGGGUCGUCCCCGCAAGGACUCGACAACUGUAAAGAAUUCUGUGGGUGCAGGACAUAACUCAACCUCCAGCACCACCAGCCAACCUGGUUCCCUGUCUGAGGCUGUUAACACAGAACCACUACUCCCAUCUGCCCCCACUGAGCCUCAAACUAUGGCCGCCUCUGCUAUCUGCACCAGCCAAGACUCUCUGUCUACCAAAGCUGAGGACUCUACCGCAACAUUAAAACCAAACACUAAGACCCUUACCACAACCCCAACUGCUAUCCUGGCACUAAGCCCAGCUCAAAUCCUUACCACAACCCCAACUGCUAUCCUGGCACUAAGCCCAGCUCAAAUCCUUACCACAACCGCUAUUCCUGCGCCAAGCCGAACUCGAGUUCCCAUCUCAAUUCCAAUCUCUGUCUCCACCUCAAGCUCAGCAACCAUCUCCACCCCGGUUCCAAUUUUAGUCCCUGCCACAAGCUCACCCACAGUCCCCGCCUUAAACUCAAUCUCUGUUCCUGCUUCAAGCUCAUCCACAGUUUCCAUCCUAAGCUUACCCACAGUAUCCACAUCGAGGCCGCCCUUUAGCCCUACCUCAAGGUCAACCUCUGGCCUCAUUCGAAUUCCAACUGCAGUCCUCACCUCAACCCUUGCCCAAUUCCUCACCUCAAGACCUAGAGUCUCCACUUCUCCACCAAUCUCCACAACUACCACACAAAUCGUCACCCCUACCCCCAACAAGAUCUCCACUCCUCCCCUUGCCCAAAUCACUAUCCCUACACCAGCUCAAAUCUCCAAAAUGGCCACAUCAGUCUCUACUCCAACCAUCACCCCCACUCCAGCCCCUACACCAACACUCACAAAUGUCAAACAAACCCCUACUCCGUGCCCUACCACAAUUGUUGCAACCCAUGUACCAACACACACCAAACUCACCACAACCUCAAUCGCAAAUCUGACCACCAUUUCCACACCAGGCCCAAGUAUAAUCGUCACCACCGUCACACAAGCCCGAACCGCCGCCAUCACUGCAACAACCUCCAUACCAACUUCUACCAAAAUCACCAUCACAACCCCCACACCAGCCCCUACACCGACCACCACACUAACCUCUACACCAGCCCCUACCACAACUGUCACCACCGUUACACCAGCCCCUACCACAACUGUCACCACCGCUACACCGCCCCCACCCAGAACUGUCACCACCUCUACACCGCCCCCACCCAGAACUGUCACCACCUCUACACCAACCACACCCAGAACUGUCACCACCUCUACACCAACCACACCCAGAACUGUCACCACCUCUACACCAACCACACCCAGAACUGUCACCACCUCUACACCAACCACACCCAGAACUGUCACCACCUCUACACCAACCACACCCAGAACUGUCACCACCUCUACACCAUCCACACCCAGAACUGUCACCACCUCUACACCAACCACACCCAGAACUGUCACCACCGCUUCACAGCCCCCACCCAGAACUGUCACCACCUCUACACCGCCCCCACCCAGAACUGUCACCAUCUCUACACAGCCCCCACCCAGAACUGUCACCACCUCUACAUCGCCCCCACCCAGAACUGUCACCACCUCUACACCAACCACACCCAGAACUGUCACCGCUGCUACACCGCCACCACCCAGAACUGUCACCACCUCUACACCACCCCCACCCAGAACUGUCACCACUGCUACUGCAGCCGCUGCCACAACCAUCACAUCAACUCCUACCCCAAUCUCUACCCCAAACCCCACCCGUUCCCAAGUACACAACUCCACUACCAACAAAAUCGUCACCCAGAUAUCCACCCCAGCCCCCACUCCAAGUUCAACAUUAGUCCUGCCCCUGGCCCAAAUUCCUAUUACAUCUACCCUCUCCAGCAACUCUACUGCUGUGGCUGCCACAGAGAACCAGGCUGUGGAGACUGCCCAGAAUCCAGAUUCAGAGAACAUAAUAGACAUGGAGGUGGAAACCCAGGCAGUUAAAGUGGACAAAAAGGCGGAGGAUGGAGAAGAGGAGAUUAGUGACUCUCAACCGAAAAAGAGGAAAGUUGAGAAUUCUCUUGAAGCCAAAGACAGUGUCCUUUCCACUCCCUCUCUCGCUGACCCAGAGACUCCAGUGGCUCCUCGGCCAGAGGAAACAGAUAACAAGAAGAUAGAGGAGAGCGCCGGAGAUGACAAAGCCGCCAGCAAGAAGAGGCCUCUCAGUCGCCAGAGCAGUCAGGAGUCGGUGCGCUCCUCUUCUCCUUCCUCGGUGUGCUCCACAUCCAAUCCCACCCGGUCAGCCCAAUACAAGAAGAGUGCAGAGAAGAGAGCACCUGCCAAGAGGAGGCGAGGAGAGGUUCUGUCUGACCCAGAGAAGGGAGAGGGGAAGACUGAGAAAGAGUCCACCAACGCCACUCGGAGGAGGCAGUCCAGGUCCUCUUCUUCAGACUCGGACCCCUGUGAAACCAGGAAAGAACGCCUCACCCGCUCGUCCCAGAGCUGGCAGGAGAAAGAGGGGGAUGGAGAGGGCAACAGGCGGAGAAGAAGACCUGCCAGGAGCUCUGAAUGGGAGGGCAGGACUGUGUCCAACAACACCGGUACUGGGGAGUCUGGUAGCGAGACAUCCUCUGUGAGAGUCACCCGGAAAUCCUCUGGUCCUCUGCCCACCUCGGAGAGUAAACCCCAGUCUAACAGCGUGCCCUCUACCCCUCCCCAGCCAGAGGUCCUGGGAAAGAGAUGUUCAGCCCUGAACGCUGCAGCCAAACUCCUUGCCAUGCGAGGCAGGGUCGACACCCCUGGCAGCAGGAAAGACCCUGCGGCUAAGGCUGCUGGGCAGAAUGUCAUUUCUCCCGCUUCCUCUGACAAGAACCACAAGUCCAAAUCUAAAAGUGCACCAGCCACUCCGCAAACAAACUGCAACAACAAAGCAGGAAUCAGCAAGAUGACUCCCACCAAGUCUAGCCGCACCGCCGCCCGCUCCACCCGCCAGUGCCCUGGCGCCCUCGUCCCGCCCCUGGAGACAGACAACAAGAGGGGGAGCAAGAAGGAGGAGAGUGAAAAAGAAAAAAAGAAGCCCUCGGAGGAGAAGGAAGAGGGGGGCGAGAGGGAGACUCGCUCGUCCAGGGGCCACAGCGCCUGCAGCAGCGUGAGUAGCGAUGGUGGAGGGAGUAGCCUGAGCAGCAGCAACAGCAGCCAGCGCACCCACAGCCUCAGCUCCCAGAGCACCGGGCCCAGGCUCAACAGCUCGCGAGCACCAUCCUCCAGCAGCGAACGUGAACGCAGCACCGAGAGGGGCAGGAGGCGCAGACACAGGAAGGAAGGAGAAGGCUGGGGGAGGGAGACCCGGAAGGAAAGAAAGGAGAGGCACGCCCAGAAGCGGGAGAGGCUCUCGCAGGAAGGGAACGCUGGCUCGGGAGAGGGCACCCCGGACAGGGUGCUGCGCAGCGUGGCGGCUAUGGCAGCAGCUCAGGCCCGCACACCGGCAGCCAACACCCGCUCCUCCCGGUCUUCCUCUGCCCAACACAACAAGACAUGAUGGAAUAACAAUAUAUAUUUUUUAAACUGGGAGAGGGAGUGAGGGAUUCUGACUGGGAAAUGGAGGGGAAAUGGCCUCUAAAGUUGCUGCUUUGUCUACACUGACGGAGGCCAGAGCAGAACUGUGUUGUGCAGGUCAGUGACCUCCCUCCCUCUUGGGCCCUCUCCCCCACCCCACAUUAGAGCUGGUCUCCUCUCCAGUUCAGCCAUCAUCAACUGGGGAAAGGCUUAGAGAUGCCCGACUGUUUGCAGAGAGAAAGGUGCCACCAUGGUAGAGCCCUUCCAGAAGUGAGGUGUUGUAGUCCUGAAGGUGUCACUUCAUACGGACAGUGGCUUGACUGCACACCGGGGACUUUGGGACGAGGUGGGUGCGAGUGAGUUAUUUGUUAGUUCACACUAUGUACUGUAAAACAUUUAAAAAGACUGGAAUACUAAGAGAUGUAUGUGUUCGAGAGAGGAUUAGAUUGCGCCCAAUAUGCAGAUUUUAUCCUCUGCCAGGGUUAUCGGUGGGAAUCAUUCAUGCGACAUUCAAAAUAAUAUUUUGAGUGACAGUUGUAUCGUACGUUUGAAGGUUUUAGACUUUUUGGGUUCUGGACAUUUUGUCAGCUGUUCUGACCUCUGUUGAUAAGUUAUGGAUAUUUUAUGGUUUCUUCCAGGAAGAGAGCAGAUCUGUAAAUGUGAUCUUUGCUGCACUAUGCUGGAGCUACUCUUUGCUUUGGCCUCUGUAUCUUGUCAUUUUCUGUCCAUCUGACUUUUUAAAUCCAGCCUGCAUUUUUCCUUUGCAUCUGACAUGUCCUCAGCAUUUGAGUGCAGUAUUUUACAUCAAUUUCAAUCAAAUUACUACUACGUUCCUGGUACCUCACACAAAUGUAACUCCAAAUAUGUCUGUCUCUCUCAAGCUUGUUACGCAUCUCGAAGAUGCAAAUUAUUUUACUCACUGGCAAUGCAGAAAGAAACGGGAGCAGAACCUUGAUUUAACUCCUCACCUUUCCAAAGUCAGACAGUAUGGUCAACAUUUCAUGUAGUUUAUACUAAAAGGGUAUUGAAUCAGUGUGAAUAAAAAAACAUUAGUGCCUGUUAGGCCGAGUGGGUGAAUGGAGAUCCCAGUUUGCUUUGUAAAGUACUUGACGUUGGAGUGUGGAACUUACUGAGUUGUCAUAUGUCACUAAAAAAGGAUAUGCUUUCUGUAAAUCACGAGAAAAGCACCGUAAUGCACCAGUGCUACCAAAUUCUUUAUUUUUUUAAAUCUGAAUUUCUAUCAUUUCAUUGCUCCUCUUUCAUGUAAGGACUUAAAAUGGUGCAGAUGGCUCUAUAAAUUGUCAAUUAACUUUGAGGACUUGCAUUUGUCAAAGCAGUUUUUGGGCAGGGUGAUGUUUGAGUGAAUGGGUGGAAUAUGGUGAUGGUCUUAUCUUGAUUUGUCCCUUUAAUUUGUUACAUUCCUUUGUUCCCUUGUAAUUCCACAUUGUUUUACUUGAAAGACAAAAUGACAGUUGAAUAAAAGACCAAAAAUGUA
Messenger RNA from Oncorhynchus mykiss (rainbow trout), 15285 nucleotides. The record is from RefSeq and is a predicted model, not a curated record. Lineage: Eukaryota; Metazoa; Chordata; Actinopteri; Salmoniformes; Salmonidae.